This is a messenger RNA of Betta splendens (Siamese fighting fish), 1262 nucleotides long. Its product is annotated as trans-1,2-dihydrobenzene-1,2-diol dehydrogenase-like. Bases 190 to 1194 code for a protein of 334 amino acids. NCBI's taxonomy places the organism in Eukaryota, Metazoa, Chordata, Actinopteri, Anabantiformes, Osphronemidae. The record is from RefSeq and is a predicted model, not a curated record. Gene Ontology annotation, molecular function: nucleotide binding. The transcript is spliced from 7 exons.
AGUGGUGGAGCUCGACUGAGAGGCAGGAGAAGGAACAUGACUGCUGUGAUGCUGCUCGUCCUGUCACCACACCUCCUCCCGUCCCUGAGCGCCGUCAGGCCUGAUCCCGAGGCGCCCCCUGGUGGCGGCGAGCGGCCACUGCGGCUGCGCAAUAGCCGGAGAUGAUAUCGAGCGUGUUCCGCGUCCAACAUGGCAACCAGGUGGGGGAUCUGCGGCGCGGGGAAGAUCAGUCACGACUUCGCCGUGGCUCUGAAAACUCUUCCGGCUGAGGAGCACCAGGUUGUGGCCGUGGCAGCUCGUAAGUUGAAGGAUGCACAGGAGUUUGCUCAAAGGCACAACAUCCCCCGAGCGUACGGCGGCUACGAGGAGCUGGCCAGAGAUCCUGCCAUCGAUGUGGUGUAUGUCGGAGUUAUUCAGCCCCAUCAUCUGAGCGCUUGUCUGCUCUUUACCAACGCUAAGAAGAAUGUGCUGUGUGAGAAGCCGCUGGCCAUGAACACUAAGGAGGUCCAGCAGAUCCUGGCGUCAGCCAAGAUGAAUGAUGUCUUCUUCAUGGAGGCUGUCUGGACUCGCUUCUUCCCGGCAUCCAUUGAGAUCAGAAGGCUUCUGGCCCAGGAGGAGUUGGGUGAGGUGAAGAUGGUGAGAGCGGAGUUUGGCUUCCCGCUGACGCAUGUACAAAGAUCCGUGGAGAAGGAGCUGGGCGGAGGAGCGCUCCUGGACCUUGGCAUCUACUGUAUUCAGCUGAUAUCCAUGGUGUACAACGGGGAAAAGCCGGAGUGCAUCCAGGCCACAGGAGUCUGUCUGGAGACGGGAGUGGACGAGACCGUGGUCGCUACUCUGAAGUAUUCCAAGGACAGACUGGCCGUGUUGACCUGCUCGUUGCGUAUGGAGCUCCCCAACGACGCCGUCAUUGUGGGCACGAAGGGAACGAUCAGAGUCCCUUCCACGAUGUGGUGCCCCACAUCAUUAGUGGUGAACGGGAAGGAGACUCAGUAUCCUCUGCCUGAACCCUGUUUGCCUCUAAACUUCACCAACAGCACAGGGAUGCGCUAUGAAGCAGAGGAGGUGCGACAGUGUCUGUUGAAAGGGCUGAAGCAGAGUGCCGUCAUGUCCCACGCUGACUCUCUGCUGCUGGCUGAGGUGGAGGAUGAGAUUCGUAGACAGGUGGGGGUGGUGUACAGCCAGGACUGCCAAUAAAUGUAAACGUACGCUUCCCUGGUUCAGUGGACAAAGUCCAGAAUAAUAAAGAGUACAGUUUCUCCUGA